This is a messenger RNA of Phragmites australis (common reed), 1282 nucleotides long. RefSeq names its product peroxidase 2-like. Gene Ontology annotation, molecular function: heme binding; peroxidase activity. Gene Ontology annotation, biological process: hydrogen peroxide catabolic process; response to oxidative stress. The transcript is spliced from 2 exons. The record is from RefSeq and is a predicted model, not a curated record. NCBI's taxonomy places the organism in Eukaryota, Viridiplantae, Streptophyta, Magnoliopsida, Poales, Poaceae. The coding region runs from base 110 to 1117 and encodes 335 amino acids. Gene Ontology annotation, cellular component: plasmodesma; plant-type cell wall.
AGGUGUGAGCAGCAACAGCACUACACAACCCCAGUCUCAACUAUCACUAUCACUAGCCUCAUCUAGCUACGAGAGUGAUUUGCCUUGAGUGACUAGACGAUCAGCAAGAAUGGCGAGCAAGGUGGCAAGUGUGCUCUCGUGUGCGCUGCUCAUGGCAGCGACAUGCCAAGCAGCAGCAGCUGGUUACUACAACCCUCCAAGCCCUGAUGCGUGCGGGAUAAAGGUAGGCUACUACCACGACAAGUGCCCGCCCGCGGAGGCCAUCGUCAAGCACGUUGUCGGAGCCGCCGUCCAACAGAACCCCGGCAUCGGAGCCGGAAUCAUCCGCAUGCUCUUCCACGACUGCUUCGUCGAGGGGUGUGACGCCUCCGUCCUCCUGGACCCGACGCCGGCCAACCCGCAGCCGGAGAAGCUCGGCCCGCCCAACAACCCCAGCCUCCGCGGCUUCGAAGUCAUAGACGCUGCCAAGGCUGCUGUCGAGCACGCCUGCCCUGGGGUCGUCUCCUGCGCCGACAUCAUCGCCUUCGCCGCCCGCGACGCCUCCUUCUUCCUCAGCGACCGCCGUGUCAACUUCGACAUGCCAGCUGGUCGCCUCGACGGGCGCGUCUCCAACGCCUCCCGCACCCUUGACUUCCUCCCUCCGCCCACCUUCAACCUACCACAGCUUGUCGCCAACUUCGCCACCAAGGGCCUCGGCGUCGAGGACAUGGUCGUGCUCUCGGGCGCACACACCGUCGGUCGCUCCCAUUGCUCAUCCUUCGUACCUGACCGCCUCGCCGUGCCCUCCGACAUCAACCCGUCGUUCGCCAUGUCAUUGAGGGGCCAGUGUCCGGCGAGCCCGAGCUCCAACAACGACCCAACCGUAGUGCAGGACGUCGUGACGCCCGAUACGCUGGAUAACCAGUACUACAAGAACGUGCUGGCGCACAGGGUGCUCUUCACGUCGGACGCGUCGCUCCUGGCAUCACAGGCGACAGCGAAGCUGGUUUCGGACAACGCCAACAUCCCCGGUUGGUGGGAGGACAGGUUCAAGGCGGCCAUGGUGAAGAUGGCCAGCGUCGAGGUGAAAACCGGUAGCAGCGGUGAGGUCAGGAGGAACUGCCGGGUUGUCAACUAGCUCUGAUCGUCUGCAAUAAGCUCAAUUUCACACUUAUGUGCAUGCAUGGUGAUUAAUAUUUGCAUGUUGUUGCAUUACCAUUGUUUCGUUUCAUUUUAAUGAAUUUUGAUUUGUAUCAUGACUGUAAUAAUGUUAAGAAAGCCGGUAUUUGAUGUAUGCUCUGGA